This is a messenger RNA of Danio aesculapii, 918 nucleotides long. RefSeq names its product somatomedin-B and thrombospondin type-1 domain-containing protein. The coding region runs from base 76 to 918 and encodes 280 amino acids. The transcript is spliced from 5 exons. NCBI's taxonomy places the organism in Eukaryota, Metazoa, Chordata, Actinopteri, Cypriniformes, Danionidae. The record is from RefSeq and is a predicted model, not a curated record.
GUCAUCUAAAACAGGCCCAGCAAACGUCAUGGUCCUGUUCAGAGGUGCAGCGAGAUGUAGAAGUCAAUUACAUGCAUGAGCUCUUCAGAUGAGGCGAGCGACACAUUCAGGCUGCUCAUUAUCAUGUCAACGUGCAGCUCCUGGAAGGUUUUCUGCUUCUUGGCUCUGCUGGUAACACUGGUGUCCCAGAGCGAAGGAGGUUGUCAGGAUACGGGAAUGUGUUGCAUCGGACAAAACCAGUCAUGCAUUAGUGAAGACUGGAGGACAGACCGCUCCUUUGGAGAGUGCUAUUGCGACCAGGCAUGCAAGACCACAUUGGACUGUUGCCACGACUAUGACCUUGCCUGUCCAGCUGUAUCUUGUGUGGUGAGUGAAUGGAGCCUAUGGUCUGGCUGUUUGGAGCCCUGUAAACCCAUACUGCGCACCAGGAGGAGGCAGGUGAUUCAGGAAGCACGUAAUGGAGGUGAACCCUGUCCGUCUCUUCAGCAGACCGCAGGAUGUGCCGAGUACCAUGAUCAGCAUGGUCCAUGCCUGCAAUCACUGGUCCCGGCUCUCAUCACCACGGGUGGAUAUGGAAAUGCUCGGAAAAAGCGGGAGGUUUUGGACAACAUCACAGGUUACUGUGUGGAGUUUGAGCUCACGUCUCUGACGGCGGGUUGUCAGCGCAGCUUCAGUCCACACACUCGCUGGAUGCGCUACCUGAAGGAGGGCCAUCAAGUGUGUGUAGAGUGUCAACCCCCAGCACUGACCCCGGGUCAGCGCUACUGCUCCGGGGACGGGGAGAACAUGGGACACGACAGGAGUGUGUCUCUGCAGUGGCAGGCCGUGGGGAAUUCUCAGUGCCGAGGGGUGUGGAGACGCGUCCGUCGAAGAGACUCCUGCUCCUGUCCCACAGUGCACAGUUUUCUCUUCAUCUAA